This is a messenger RNA of Salvelinus fontinalis (brook trout), 1136 nucleotides long. RefSeq lists its product as uncharacterized. Lineage: Eukaryota; Metazoa; Chordata; Actinopteri; Salmoniformes; Salmonidae. Bases 51 to 1121 code for a protein of 356 amino acids. The transcript is spliced from 5 exons. The record is from RefSeq and is a predicted model, not a curated record.
CUAUGAUAUGUAGGAAGACAGAAUGAGAAGCCAAACUUUGAGCCCAUGAAAUGGACACCCGGAACAAAGUGAUCAACUUGCUGUUUCUUAUAGCACUCAUGGCAACUGCUCUGAGCGCUGUGAUCACGGAUCCACCCCAAAGGACAGUGGAAGCUCCUCUUGGCUCCUCUCUGAUCCUCAACUGCAGUUUUGAGCCGCAGACUAGUGCCUGGGUGAGGUGGUAUUUCAACAUAAACCAAUCAUGCAGUGAUUCAUGUUCCAGUCAACUUUCCUCCCAGAAGAUAUUGGUCAACAAGACUGUGGAGCAGAACGAUGGAGGUCAUGUCCUUCAGGAGUCUGGGAGAGCUUGGUCCAGACUGACUGUGAGAGAUGUCCGGUACAAUGACAGUGGGUGGUACUUCUGCCAGGUUUUGGCAGAUAUCCCUUCCCUUAGAAACAGUUUUAGCAAUGGAACUCAAGUUAUUAUUACUGGCAAGACAACAAAGAGUACCCCUCCAUUGAUGACAGUAACUCGGUCUCCCCACUCCAAUGGGGGUUUGUUUCUAGGCUGGAAGCUGUGGGUAGCAGUGGGAGCAGCAAGUGCCAUACUGGUUCCACUGCUAGUGGUCAUCUGGAUCUUACUACAACGAAGGAGAAGCAUAAUACAAAGAGAGAAUCCUACCUAUACCAAUAUGCCUGCAAUAAAACAACCCUCUCCGCGUCCAGCACAACAGAUGGACAAACAGAAGAUUUCUCCCACUUUAAAAUAUCUCAGGACCCCAACUCCAGCCAGAACCCAUGACAACAAACACAUCAGGAUCCCAACUCCAGCCAGAACCCAUGGCAACAAACACAUCAGGAUCCCAAUUCCAUGCAGGGCAAAUGACAACAAACACCUCAAGAUCUCAACUCCCCCCAGGGCCCAUGACAACAAGCCCCUCACCGAGACCCCAAAUCCACCCAGGGCCCAUGACAACAAACCCCUCACCAAGAUCUCAACUCCACCCAGGGCCCUUAACAACAAACCCCUCACCAAGACCCCAAAUCCACCUAGAGCCCAUGAUGGCAAACAUCUUCCAACUCCUGUCAGGGCACAUGACCUCAGGACCCCAACUCCAUCCAGGGCCCAUGACAGCAAAUAAAGCUCAAAACCUUGA